AUGGACGGAGUAGUUGGCUAUGAGGAAUUUAAGAAUAAAAUGAAAAUGUAUUUGGUGAAUUUAGCCAAGGAUAUCCGAGCUGGGAAAAAGACGGAACAGACUAUUUAUGUUUUAUUAGGUCCACCCGGAAUAGGUAAAUCUUAUAUUAGUGAAAAAGUAGCGGAAGGAAUGGAGAGACCUUUAAUUAACAUUGAUUUAGGAGGAAGGAGUGAUACGGGAAUUUUAGAGGGAGUUUCUCCUUCCGUGAAAGCUGCUUAUCCCGGAAGACUUUGUUCGGGAAUUAGUGUGAGCAAGAAUAGAGGAGCUGUGGUCUUAUUAGAUGAAUUUGAAAAAGUGAGAGACGAAGGAUUAGCUAAUAUAAUGGGUUAUCGGAUUGAUUUAAGUGAUUGUAUUUUACUUUGCACGGCUAAUUAUGCUGACCAAGUGCCAGAUUUUGUUCAGAAUCGAGCGGAGAUGGUAAAUAUUGAGUUAGCUACUUAUCAACAAAGGGUUGGUUAUGUGAUGAAUGCUUUGAAAAAAAAAUUGAGGAGUGAUACUGAUACUAGCCAUUAUGCUGAGCAGUUGACGGAAGAUUUUUGUUAUUGUAGUGAGGAGAUUAAUUUGGCUAUUGAGAAUUUUACGGAGUUUACGAAUUUAGAAGAGACUGCUAAUAGAUGGAUAUUUGCUUAUGACGGAGGACAGAAGAUUUCGUUGGUGAGAGUAAGGACAGAGAAUGAGCAGGAGGAGAGUGUUUUGACCGAAGGUGGUGGUGACGAGAAUUUCAUGAUGAAAAGAAAAGACCUUGAUGGACUAAAGAGUAUAAGGUUAUUCCUCACUGAAAAAGUUACCCAAAAUUAUUUUGGUUCUCAAAGGCUAGCUCAAGAAAAGAAACAAGAAUUAUUAGGAAAAAUCAAAAGAAAAAUUCAGCAGGAAAUCAAUAACCCUAACAUUGAAUUUGAACCUGAGGCACAAUACGAAGACGAGCAAGGCAAUAUUUAUGGUCAAAGAGUAGGAAUAGUUAACCAAGCCCCGAAUUUGAUUAAAGAUACUGAACAUAGAUUACACUAUGAUUUUUGUGGAGAUUUAGGAAUCAAAAGAAUAGAACAGCAAGCUUUUAACUCUUAUCAGCCUCAAUUCCAUUUGUUUCGGAUUCGUCCAACUACUCCCACCGGAGGAAGAUAUAUCGGUUGGGCUGGGAAGAGUGAAGGAGGCUUGAAAAUACCUUACAAUGUUGCCUUAGAACCUUUUGACGAAAAUACCGAAGCCGAAGAACGAGCAGGCUGA
Molecule: messenger RNA, 1263 nt
Organism: Entrophospora sp. SA101
Lineage: Eukaryota; Fungi; Glomeromycota; Glomeromycetes; Entrophosporales; Entrophosporaceae
Source: the annotation of a GenBank genome assembly